Molecule: messenger RNA, 2321 nt
Organism: Arabidopsis thaliana (thale cress)
Lineage: Eukaryota; Viridiplantae; Streptophyta; Magnoliopsida; Brassicales; Brassicaceae
Gene: PIRL5
Product: plant intracellular ras group-related LRR 5
Exons: 4
Coding region: 343-1923 (526 amino acids)
Source: RefSeq, marked reviewed
GUUUUCUUCUUCUCCUUAUUAUAUGUGAUCCGUAUCAAAUACUUAAUCAUUGUUUACGUCAAUGCUUGACAUUAACAAAAUUAUCAUUAAGCUAAACAGAUAAGGACGCGAGAGAUAGAGAUAGAUAGUGACUAAUAUUUUUGAAUUAUUUAAUGCAGUUUGAGAGAAAGAGACGAGGAAGAAGAAGAAGAAGAAGAAAGGAAGUGACGAAGAAAGAAUGAGAAGACGAAGAAAGAGAAAACAAGAUCCGAUUCAAAAUAUGGAAACUUGAAUAUCUUCUUCUUCUUCUUCCUUCUCCUUUCUCAUCUCUCACUUUGAGGGUGAAUUUUGAUUUUGUAGAAAAUGGAUUCGAAGGAGAUGGUUGUGGAAGAAAUCAUGAGAAUUCACAGAUCUCUACCAUUGAGACCAGAGAUCGACGAUGUAGAAACGGCAACUUCUCUGAUACAAAACGUUGAAAAGGAAGAUCGGAAUCGUUUAGAAGCCAUUGAUAAACUUGUUAAAACCUCUUCCUCUGAGGUUCCUUUAGAGCUUUUCAAUGUGUUCAAGGAGAUGAAGAAAAGUCUUGUUCGUUUCCAGAGCACAGAACAGACAAGAGAAGCUACGAAAAUUCUCGAUCUGGAAUCUGUACACGUUGUGUUCGACGAAUUGAUUCAGAGAGCUUCUUUUUGCAUUGCUUCUCCCAACAGCACCACCGCUUUGCCUCGGUCUGUUCCGGUACCGGCGCCGGUUGUUUCUUCUGAUGAGAUUCCUUUCAAGUCAAAGGAAAUUAUCUCGCGUGACGAUACGUUUGUGAAGAAAGCUAAAUCUUCGUUUUAUAGUGAUGGGUUGUUAGCUCCUAGUAAGCCCCAGGUUCUGGAUUCAACACUUCAUCAGGCUAAGAACGUUGCAGGCAAUGAUGGGGAGAAGUUGAGUCUCAUAAAACUUGCUAGUUUGAUUGAGGUAUCUGCCAAGAAAGCUACUCAAGAGCUAAAUUUGCAGCACAGGCUGAUGGAUCAGCUCGAAUGGCUUCCGGAUUCUCUAGGCAAGUUAUCGAGUCUUGUCAGGCUAGAUCUGUCUGAGAAUUGUAUCAUGGUACUACCGGCAACCAUAGGAGGGCUUAUUUCUUUGACGAGGCUUGAUUUGCAUUCGAAUAGAAUUGGUCAGCUCCCUGAGUCUAUAGGAGAUUUGCUAAACUUGGUCAACCUGAAUCUUAGUGGAAACCAAUUAUCAUCUCUUCCAUCGUCAUUUAAUAGAUUGAUACAUCUUGAGGAACUUGAUUUGAGCUCUAACAGCCUCUCUAUUCUCCCUGAAUCUAUUGGUUCUCUCGUGAGCCUAAAGAAGCUCGAUGUUGAAACAAAUAACAUCGAAGAGAUUCCACAUAGUAUCUCUGGCUGUUCUUCCAUGGAAGAACUCCGUGCAGAUUACAACAGACUUAAAGCUCUUCCAGAAGCUGUUGGGAAGUUAUCUACCUUAGAGAUUCUGACUGUCCGUUAUAAUAACAUUCGGCAGCUACCCACAACAAUGUCCUCCAUGGCUAACCUCAAAGAGCUAGAUGUGAGUUUCAACGAGCUUGAGUCAGUACCAGAGAGUUUAUGUUAUGCCAAAACACUUGUUAAGCUUAACAUCGGGAACAAUUUUGCCAACCUAAGAUCACUCCCGGGAUUAAUAGGCAACCUUGAGAAGCUAGAAGAGCUUGAUAUGAGCAAUAACCAGAUCCGUUUCCUUCCCUACUCUUUUAAAACGCUUUCAAAUCUGCGUGUUCUUCAAACAGAACAAAAUCCACUUGAAGAGCUUCCAAGGGAUAUAACCGAAAAAGGCGCACAGGCCGUGGUUCAAUACAUGAAUGAUCUUGUGGAGGCAAGAAACACCAAAUCUCAAAGAACUAAGCCGAAAAAGAGUUGGGUUAACAGUAUUUGCUUCUUCUGCAAGUCCUCUACCAACUAGAGAAAACAGAGCAGCAUGGAGAUCCUCUAAACCACUCUGAACAAAUCCGACCUUUUAAUCGUCAGGCAGGACAGAAGAAUCCCGUCGUCUCCAGACAGUUCACCAUUCAUUCUUUUAUUCACAAUCACAUGAUUCUUCACACAAUUUCACUUUACUCUUCGUCGUGGUGUUUGUUUAUACCUCAAUUAUGACUGGAUCCUAAGGAAAAUAUAAUUGCAUUUGUUAAUCUCAAAGUGAUUAUAUUCUUGUUUCUCUAACUAAAUUUUUGUUUCUUUUGAUGUUGCAUGUAUUGAUUCAAUUAGAGAUCACGUCCACGAGGAAAAAGAUAUAGUCUUCACAUGCUAAACAUAGUUAAGGUUAAAUAUGAUUUUACUUACAACUAAACAAACUAGAUUCAC